GCAAUCUUAAUUUUUAGAAAUAGUGAUUACUCUUUAGGGAUGAUCGCAUUAAUUACAACGAUUCUCGGAUUUAGUAGGAUACACGUUACCGCAGAAGAGAAUAGCCAAGUGUAUUCAUCAUUGACAUUUAUUUGCGUGGACGGCACCGUAAUGCCAUUAGCGAAUGUUUGCGAUGGUAUCCCUCAUUGUCCGGACUCGUCGGACGAAGUCGGAACACUUUGCCGUCAUGUUGUGUGUCCCACUUAUAUGUACAGAUGCAAUUACGGUGCCUGCGUGAGUCGUACGGUGCGAUGCAACGGUCUGGUGGAUUGUAUGGACGCUAGCGAUGAAAUCGCUUGUGACCGAGGCGUUAAUGAUAUUUGUUCCGACAGAGAUUUCCAAUGUUCUACUGUUUAUCAAGAGUGCGUACCUUUCGUCGAGGUGUGCAAUGGCUACAAAGAUUGUUCGGACGGGAGCGAUGAGAAUGCGACAAUUUGUCGCGAAUAUACAUGUCCCGAGCAUACGUUCCGUUGUUCGUACGGAGGUUGCGUUCACCAGGAAGUGGUUUGCGACGGCGUGAAGGAUUGUGUCGACGGCACCGACGAAGACUCGAGCAUGUGCGCGACUGUCAAUUGUGAGGGUCACGAAUGUUUGCAAUACGAAUGCCGAGAUCAAGAAUUCACAUGCGAGAAUAGACGGCAGUGUCUACCGAUGACUAAAGUGUGCGAUGGUACUCGACACUGCGCAGACGCGUCUGAUGAAAGUGCAAAACUGUGCGAAGCACAUGAAUGUUCUGAAAAUUGGUUUCGUUGCGCUUAUGGCGGAUGCAUUCGGCCGGAGUUGAAGUGUAAUUCUCAACUUAAUUGUCACGACUGGAGCGACGAGGAUGAGUCGUUGUGCGGGAUAACGCUGCCCGAAGGUGCCUGUCGAUUGCCCGCCGCAAAAGCGGGGACCCAUUACAGCGUGAGCGGAUGCUCCAGAUGUCGACCGGGAGAAGUCGCUCCCGAGCUCACUCGUCUUGAUUAUGUCUGCGACGUCGAAGGCUCCUUGCAAGGUGCCAGUGAAAUUUACUGUCAAAAUAACCGAUGGUUUCCCAAUGUUCCGAGUUGUACCUUCAAGAAUGAGACGGAAGGAAUAACGUGUCCAGCGCCGUCUGAGGCGCAUGAUGCGAUUAGACGAUGCGAGGCCAUGUGGGGUCCUCACAAAGGGUGGCUGUCUUGUGAUCGGGCCCUCCCGGUCGGCACGAGAGUUUUUCUUGAAUGUCCAGCAUUUUAUGAGCGUCACAAAGGAUCUUCCAGUGCCAUGUGUCUUCACGACGGCACGUGGAGCCAAUCACUUUUGAGUUGUGCUCCUAUCUGUGGGAUGAGAGACUCCACAGCGGCAGCACUGAUUGUAAAGGGUUGGAGCGUUGAGAGGGAAGAGACACUACCGUGGCAAGCUACUCUUUUCUCGCACGAGGAUGGUCAGUGGAGAUUCUUUUGCGGCGGCACGUUGAUAGCAGAACACGUUGUGUUAACUGCUGGUCACUGCGUUUGGAAGACUGCUGCAGAUACGAUACGUGUCGCUUUCGGAAUUCUUUCGAGUGACUUAAAUCAAAUAGGAGAAAACGCGCAAGUAAUCGACGUGGAAAGCAUUGAGCUGCAGAACGCGUAUCAAGAUCACGAGAGUAACUAUGGCUCGGACAUUGCGUUGCUGAUUUUGAAAAAAGCUGUGAUUAUUAACACAGUUGUCGGACCAGCUUGCGUUCCUUGGGAUUCCGACGCGAUAUUAUUGGAAUAUCAGCGAAACAGUGGGCUUGGAUUAGUUGCCGGCAUGGGGCUAACGGAGAACGACACAUUUAGUUCAGUCUUGAGGGUAACUACAGUGAAAAUCAUUUCCGACGACGAGUGUCGUAAAAAUCAAAAUAGGGAUUUUCGAAAAUAUUUGACUUACACUUCCUUUUGCGCCGGAUGGGCGAAUGGUACUGGAGUAUGCAAUGGAGACAGCGGUGGAGGUUUGGUGCUUCAGCGACCGAAUUCCAGUGUCUGGGAAAUUCACGGAGUCGUUUCUGUGAGCCCACGGAAACUGGGUACUAGCGUAUGUGAUCCAAACUUCUAUACUGUUUUCACAAAGGCUUUUCAAGUAAAAACUUUGAAAAGUGGAAUACGGGUGAGUCCUGGAUUAAGUAUAACAACAUACGUGACUUACACGUUCAAAAGAACGUCUAUAUCGCGUGCAAUAAUUCCGAUCGAGAUCAAUGGAAAGAUUUUCGAUUAUCACGUGAUAUCUACCUUAGCCACCGAAUAUAUCAGCAUUGAACCGAAGUCAGUUGACUUUGGCACUAUCGACAUUGGCUAUUCAUCCGGUUUAAAAAUAGUAACAAUCCGUAACGAAGGAAACAAAAGUACCAGAUUCUUGAUCGAUCUCGGGCGAAAUGACCUAGACUUAAUGAUAAAACCUCUUCGUGGAAGAAUCAAACCACAAAAAGAAGUAAUACUUCAAAUUAAAUUAAUGGGCAUAAACAAAGGCAUCUUUUAUAGCGAAUUUUGGAUUAAGUCUACUCCAAAUAUACGCGUUCCCAUCAAAGUGCGUGUAAUCGUGCCAAAAUUGGUAGUUUAUCAUUCGAAUACGACUGGAGAUUUUACCCUCAUCGAUUUUCCACCUACGGUAGAAAAUACUUGUAGGUACGACACUUUUGUCCUGCGUAAUCUUUCGUCUCGAGCAUCCAGUUAUGUUGUCCUUGGUGAAAUUGGUAACGAAGUAAAAUGUAUUCCGGAUAUCGAUCGCAAGCAACAUCCGACUUAUAGUAUCUUUGAAAUUCAUCCCUUUGAAGGGCGAAUAGAUCCGUUUCAAGGUAUCAUCUUUGAAGUAAAAUUUUCACCAAUAAAUGUAUUAUCGCAACGGAGAAAAGAACAAGAGCGAAAACAGUGGAGAAAAUGUGAAAAUAAAUAUCCAAAUCAGAAGAAUACAGAUUUCAUGCAAUUUAUUAGAAUAGUCAGGGUACAUUGUAUCGAAUCGGAAAAUAUUACCAAAUCAACGAUGGAAAUUUCAUCCGUGUUAAUGCCCUACACAUUAAGUACUGAGUCAGAAAUCUAUGACAUAGUAAAGCUUUGUCUUUAUGGUGAAGUGGAAGCGAUACAAGUACAUUUUGAACCUGAUAUUCUCUAUUUUGGAGACCUAAUUGUAGGUCAGAUAUCGAAGCGCGUGCUUCGUUUGACAAAUCCUUCUGCCGUUGUACCGAUAUAUCUAGAAUGUGCGCCGAAUGCAGCUAUACGCUGCUAUCCGAAGUGGAUGAAACUCAUGCCAAAAAUGUCGAUCGAAGUUCUUGUUAAAAUUUGCGGCAAAGAAAGCAUUGAACCUUCCUUCAAAUUGUUCUUCAAUGUCGCAGCAGAUUCUCACGAUUCGACUGCAUCAGGACGAUGUUUCUGUAGAAUAAAAGUUGGAAGUUACUUUAUCGUAUGCACGGUGAAUAUUAUUUUCAAGUCCAAAAAGGGACUUCUAAGUAAAAGAAGUUUGCCAACAAAAAUAGUAGACGACGACGAGGAAAUUACGAAACGCCUUCUAAGUUUACCCAAAUGGAAGCUGUUAUAUAAAGACUAUUCGCAAAUGUGUAAAUUUACAGGAAACGUAAAAUCUCCGCUCAAGAAAUCGAUUUUCGCAACCAAGACAGCUGUACUGAUACCUUUAUCGCCUUUACAAAUAUAUAAAGUCCACAUUUAUCCAACCACUUUCGUCUUUGGAAUGGUAGCAUCGAAUAGUUUCAACUAUCGUCGUUUGGUUGCAAAGAAUACGAACGACAUUCCAGUGAUGAUACAAUUAGUAGCUAUGUCAACCAAGAGUAUCUACUUUCCGGAAGGUGAUUCAAUGAUUUUACAACCAGGCUCGAUGAUGACAAAGUUAGUCGAGUAUUUUGCGGACGAAGUUUGCGGCAAGUUUAAUGGAAAUAUCAAUUAUGUGAUUAAUCAUAAUCACUCUUUCGAGCUCAAUAUUACUGCUUGCAUUGUUCGCAAACAAUUGUGUAUCGAUAAAAGAGAGAUUGAAUUUGGGAAAGAAUGGUCGAGAGGAGAAGUUUAUCAACCAAUAGCUUCUAUUAUUCAAAUUAUAAAUAAAUUGAACGCGAAAAUACGCUUCAGGUGGGAAGUAUCAGCGAUGUCUGGAUUCUAUAUAGAACCGAAAUCGGGUUCCGUGCGGGGUAACGCUACUUUAUACGCUUACGUGUAUUACGAAUACGAUAACAUGAAGGAUAAUUACGCUCAAGCGAUAAUGAUGUGCGAGAGUGGAAGUCGUGUGUGUCUGCAACUUAACGCACCGCGAUUUGUGCCGAAGGUUGAAUUCGUGAAUGGUAACGCGAAUCUCGGGCAAAUAUCCCUCAAUCUGCCAACAAAAGUGACCGCAGUUCUCCAAAAUUUUGAAUUUAACGAGGUGACAUACGAGGUAGAUAGUGCUUCAUUGAUACGCGGUUGCAACGUUAAUCCACUGCGAGGGAAAAUAUCUCCGCGCGGUAUCGCAAUUCUUGAGGUAUACCUUACAUUCGACGUUUGCUGUCGCUUUACUACCGUAAUUGCCGUUACGAUUCAAGGGUGCCUACAGUUACUGUAUAGGAUAAAUGGCAAUGUGUCAUUUCCGCGAUUGAAACUUGUGCCUCAACGAAUAGACAUAAGACGCCUUAGCAUCGAUGCUUUUCAAACUCACCAGAUAACAGCCAUGAACGUUGGGACAACGUUAUUGAAACUCCAGGUUUUGUUGGAAGAGUAUCCCGAGUUUCGCGUCUCUCUGUCGGCAAAUGACCAGAGUUCGGAAAUAGGUACGAAAGGGAUAUCCAUCAUCCCAGGUACAAGUCAAAACUUCUAUUUGCACUUUCUACCAGUCGAUUUGGCCAGUUACGCUUUCUAUCUGCCGAUUGUGAUAAAUGAGCUGCUUGGUCCAGUAUCGAUGUUAAAUCCCAAGAGCAUUCGCCCAGCAGAAUUUUUGAAAUCGCAUGAGGCUUAUUAUAUGCAUUUAUCGGGUUUUGCCAUGACGACGUUACCUGAUAAACUGCCAACUGUAUCUAUCGAUUGUACCGUGGCUGGCCGCGUUAUUUUCUUCAGCAAACUUUUGUUUCGAUUCAACGCUUUGACUAACGAAAUAAAUUCGGUUUGGCAAACGUCAGUCAAUGAUCGUAUAGUUGUUCAGUGGACAGCUCAAGGAGAAUGCGUUUGCUCAAAUCAACGAAGCGGCGUAAGAGACACUUGUCCGUUUAAUGUUAGCGUACCUAUACCAUCUUGUAACGUUCAGCUUCGGAGAUGUGUAACUGAAAUGUUUAAAAAAACUCUCGAACCGCGGGAACGUCUAUUCUGGUCCAAAUACUCGAAUACCUAUAUCGAGCUACGAUUAAUAAAGUGGUUGAUGGGAAGUGACAUUGAUUCUGCAGCUCUGGAAUUUGUGCAUGUUUUUAACACCACAGUGACAUAUAAAGUUACGAUUUCGGAUAAAUCAAGUCCUCUUAUUCUACCAGAAUGUUUCACUAUACAAGGCAAGUAA
Mycetomoellerius zeteki is the source of this 5478-nucleotide messenger RNA. RefSeq lists its product as uncharacterized. The record is from RefSeq and is a predicted model, not a curated record. The coding region runs from base 40 to 5478 and encodes 1812 amino acids. NCBI's taxonomy places the organism in Eukaryota, Metazoa, Arthropoda, Insecta, Hymenoptera, Formicidae. Gene Ontology annotation, cellular component: cilium; membrane. The transcript has 23 exons. Gene Ontology annotation, molecular function: protein binding; serine-type endopeptidase activity; G protein-coupled receptor activity. Gene Ontology annotation, biological process: proteolysis; cilium assembly.